UCGACAUCUGGGGAUAAUAAGGUAAUGACUGCGGAAUUGUAUAUGAAGUGCGUUGGCGGGAGUUGGGUGACUGUUGUGUCAUACUGGUACGUCAGUUGAAGGGGUUCACAUUGUAUGGUACUGGCUGGUGCAUCUAGGAAAGGGAGCUUCAACGCUGCUGACAGCUGAAGGAAUUCCCCAUUGGAUAUCGAACCUCCUGGUACAGUAGGUCAAAUUAAUUCGUUAGAAUAAUCAAUAUUGCCAGGAUCGGUGGUGCACAUCAUGGUGUUACUCCGAGAGAAUUUCAUUCAACUACAGAUCAUCGGACUUUGGUCGCCAGUUGUCUGGCCCACUGACAGUUUCAAGUCAAGGGCCUACUGGUUUUACACCGCUUUUCUAAUAACCGCGACUUACUGGUUCGGUAUAACCGAAUUCGUCAAUUUGUUCGUUGUUGUUGAUAGCAUUGACGAUUUCUCUGAUAAUUCUUUCAUGCUGCUAACAACGAUAGUCGUUUGCUUCAAGAUAGACAUGAUUUUGUCAAAAAAAUCUGAAGUUGUGGCACUGGUCAGGACAUUCGAGACUUACCCCCACGAGCCAAUCAACACCGAUGAAGAGAGUAUCUGUGAGAAAUUUAAUGCUCGCAUCAGAUUAAUUUCCUCGGUUUACGGAGGACUUGGAGAAGUUUCUGUGUUCACCAUGACAAUCUCCGUAUUCUUUCAAGGAAUCCCCUAUGGAGAUUUGCCAUAUAAAGCAUGGAUACCCUAUGACUAUUCGACACCUAUCCUCUACUGGUUUACAUUUUCUUUACAAUUACUUGUCGUUAUUUUCCUGGCUAGCGUAGCCUUUGGUUUCGAUACGGUGCUGAUCGGACUCUUCACGCUUAUAUGUGCUCAGUUUAACAUGUUGAAGAAUCGAUUAGAAAAAGCAAUUGAUGAAUUUAAAGCAACAGAAAUAUUGAAAUCUCAAAAAGAGACAUCGGAUGCAGCAAAAAUUUGUGAAAAUCGAAUUAAACAUUGCAUCAAAUAUCAUCGAGCGAUUUUCGAGUAUGUUGGAUGA
Molecule: messenger RNA, 1035 nt
Organism: Fopius arisanus
Lineage: Eukaryota; Metazoa; Arthropoda; Insecta; Hymenoptera; Braconidae
Exons: 2
Coding region: 262-1035 (257 amino acids)
Biological process (GO): detection of chemical stimulus involved in sensory perception of smell; sensory perception of smell
Cellular component (GO): plasma membrane
Molecular function (GO): odorant binding; olfactory receptor activity
Source: RefSeq, a predicted model, not a curated record